AGGCUCCAGGUGGGGGUGAGCUGCUUGUCCCCAUGACUGCAUUUUAUUGUUGAGUGUAGCAGGGAAGCAGCUAACUGAAAACUUCUGUACUGCAUUCAGAUUACUGGAAUUUCUAUAUAGAAGCCACAGUGUAGGUAGAGCUACCGACAAUCGAAUCAAAGGACAACCGGCUCGGUUCGUUCAUAUUGUACCGCCGAUUCCUUCUGCUACCACCAUGGAUGAUUUAGAUGCAUUGCUGGCGGACUUGGAGUCGACGACCUCCCACAUCUCCAAGUGGCCAGUGUUUCUGCCGGACGAGACACCCUACUCUUUCCCUACGGGAGGACAGGCCCCUCCCCCUGUACCACCACCUCCCUCCACUGAGGCCCUGAAUGGAACCUUGCUUGAACCCCUAGAUUCAACCCCCUUGUCCACAGAGUCCUACAGCCCUGCACAGAAAAGCUUGUGGUCCAGGGAUAGCAGUAGCCCCCCCUUACCCCAAAGCGAAGAGGACCACGUCUACAGCUUCCCCAACAAGCAGAAGAGUACGGAGGCUGCCAUGAGCUCCUCCCUGGGCUGCAACCUGUCGGAGCUGGACCGGCUGCUUCUGGAGCUCAAUGCUGUACAGCACAACACACCCUCCUUCCCCACUGAGGAAGAGUCAGCUCCGCCCCUGCCUUCCAGCAGCACCACCCAUUAUGUGCAAGCGAACGGGGUUUCUGGAGCAGGCAAGUUGCCUCGCCCCACCAUGGAGAAGCCAAAACGCAGCGUGGCCACCAGGCCACCAGUCAUCGAAGACGUGCGCCUCAGCGCCAAGAGCCUCCUUGACAAGCAAGAAAGUUCUGUGCCCUCUCCCAUCCCCACCCCAUUGGUGGUAGAGAAGUUGGGGGAGGAGGAGACUCCCUCCCAGCUGCAGGCCAGAAUCUCAGCCUCCUCAGCCACGCGGGAGCUUGACGAGCUCAUGGCCUCGCUGUCCGACUUCAAAGUCCAGAGCAACAUCCUGGCCCAGGGGAAGAGCUCACCCACUGCUCCCCCCAAACAGUCUAACAAGCUGGACAACAUGCUGGGCAGCCUCCAGUCAGACCUACAUAAACUGGGUGUCCAGACUGUGGCCAAGGGAGUGUGUGGGGCCUGCAACAAGCCCAUUGUUGGACAGGUGGUGACUGCCAUGGGGCGCACAUGGCACCCAGAGCACUUUGUGUGUACCCACUGUCAGGAGGAGAUCGGCUCCAGGAACUUCUUUGAGCGGGACGGAGCACCUUACUGUGAGAAGGACUACCACAACCUGUUCUCCCCACGCUGCCACUACUGUAACGGACCUAUCCUGGACAAAGUGGUGACUGCACUGGACAGGAACUGGCAUCCGGAACACUUCUUCUGUGCUCAGUGUGGUGCUUUCUUUGGCCCAGAGGGCUUCCAUGAGAAGGAUGGGAAGGCAUAUUGUCGGAAGGACUACUUUGACAUGUUUGCGCCCAAGUGUGGAGGCUGUACCCGCGCCAUCCUGGAGAACUACAUAUCAGCCCUCAACUCCCUCUGGCACCCCGAGUGUUUUGUCUGCAGGGAGUGCUUCACCCCCUUUGUAAAUGGGAGCUUCUUUGAGCACGAGGGCCAGCCCUACUGCGAGGGCCACUACCACGAGCGCCGCGGGUCCCUCUGCUCGGGCUGCCAAAAGCCCAUCACAGGCCGCUGCAUCACAGCAAUGGCCAAGAAGUUCCACCCUGAGCACUUUGUCUGUGCCUUCUGCCUCAAGCAGCUCAACAAGGGCACCUUCAAGGAGCAGAAUGACAAGCCCUACUGCCAGGGCUGCUUCAUCAAGCUCUUCAGCUAGGAAGCUAGCCUCCCCCAAGCCUGUUUAUGUGUGUGUGUACGCACUUGUGUGUGUGUGUGUGUGUGCAGCUGUGUGCGCGUUCUGUGUUCCAAAUCUCUGCUGUUGUGUGGGAAGGAGUGCGCAGGUGCACGCUCCAGAGAAAAAGAAGAGAAUCGGGCCACCGUGUGAGUGUUUUUCAAAAGGUGUAGACUGGGAUUAGAAGGCCGUCAGUGGCUAUGAGGAAGCAGAGUUGUUCCUUACUGUGCAUGUAGCUGAGAUAAGCCUGGCCAUUAAACACCACAGCUCUUCCUACAGGUGCCUAUUUGGAGGAGUUGGAGUGAUCAUUCCAAAAUAUAUUUUUGAAGUUGCAAAACACUGUCUGUGCAAUUGCAAAUACAUGCCUAUAAACUGUCUCUUGAUCUAAAACACACACAAGACAGAUUUUUAACUCGAGAAGAGGAAAAGCUUUCUGGUCUCCCUCCUUCCUUUCUCUUCACUGCUCUAAGACCAGUUUAAACACUUGGUGCUCAUUCUCAACUCAAUCAUAGAUCCCUCUCUGCAACCCUCAUGGGGACAUUUUACAGCCUGGUAUGGCCAAGAUAUCAGUGUCCUAUUUUUGUACACUUUUCCUAUGGAAACUUUCAUAUACUUACGAGGAAUGCUCAGCAACAGAUUACAUUUUUUGUUUACCUGAAGUGUGUUUGUACAAAAUAAGACUCAUUGUUUUAAGAGGCGUACCCACACUCUAGAAUACUGCUAUUUUUGCGCUAUGGACUCUCACUUUCUAAUUUCAGUACUUCAGUCUUUGCUUCACUGAUUCUCAUAUCAAUUCUCAUUCAUGUAAAUCUGAUUUCAAAAGGACGUACAUUUAAAUAUUGUCUUACCCUUUAGGUGGACAGAGGGUGGGGGUUUGGGUCAUUUUGGGUACCGCACCUCUUUUUAUUUUGGAGGAACUAUGCUCAUCCCUCACUUUCCAUUAGGUAGGGAGGCAUCUCUUAGCUUGGCAACCAAACUGAGCACAGUGUUCUUCAGUCUGGGGUAACCAGGCUAGAUUUUCUAUGAGGAAAAUACUGGAGCAUGUUUAUUUGAAACAGAACAUGUUAAUUGUGUGCAUUUUACCCUUUUUUAUUUGCUACUGUAUUCGUCCACACAUUUAGCCAAGUUUUAAAAUGAAUUCAUUCCGAGUGAAUGGGGAGUACAUUUCUUGGUGCAAUGUUUUGCUGUAAAUUUAGCUACUGACAAUGUGUGUUUUCCCUCAGUUACUUAAAGACAAAGUAAUACAGA
Messenger RNA from Oncorhynchus gorbuscha (pink salmon), 3070 nucleotides. Its product is annotated as paxillin-like. NCBI's taxonomy places the organism in Eukaryota, Metazoa, Chordata, Actinopteri, Salmoniformes, Salmonidae. The transcript has 11 exons. The record is from RefSeq and is a predicted model, not a curated record. The coding region runs from base 215 to 1807 and encodes 530 amino acids. Gene Ontology annotation, biological process: endothelial cell migration; substrate adhesion-dependent cell spreading; transforming growth factor beta receptor signaling pathway.